GUUUUGUCCGAAUUGUCAGCAGUCAGUGUUGGACCGAGCCGGAGCUGAAACGAGCAGUGCUCGAAGACGAGGCAAUACACGUAUAUUAUAUAAGAUUUGAUAUUUAUUUUUAUUUAUAGCGUGUUCGCUAUCACGAUGAAAGGUCUCCUGUACACGGUGUGCGUUUUCGGGCUGUGCGCCUACGCGUUGGGCAAGGACGAUGACGUGAAGAAAGCUUCAGUAGACGAUGACAAAAAAUCGUCCGCGGACAAGACCCAGGACAAGAGGAGUCUGUUCGACACCGGUUACGGUUACGGUUCGAGUUACGGAUACGACGUGGGAGUCGGUGGUGACGAUUACCACGGUCAUGGUCACGUGCUGUCCAAGACCAUUAUCAAGGAGGUGGCGCACCCAUACCCCGUACCCGUCGAAAAGCACGUGCCAUACCCCGUGAAGGUGGCCGUACCCGUCGACCGCCCGUACCCGGUCCACGUACCAAAACCUUACCCCGUACACGUCGAAAAACCAGUGCCGUACCCCGUCAAGGUAGCCGUGCCUCAGCCAUACCCAGUGGUCAAGGAGAUUCCAGUACCAGUCAAGGUGCCCGUCGACCGUCCGUACCCCGUGCACGUGCCCAAGCCAUACCCAGUGUACGUCGAGAAGCACGUACCGUAUCCAGUGGAAAAACAUGUCCCGUACCCCGUCAAGGUGCCCGUCGACCGCCCAUACCCGGUGCACGUACCCGUCGAGAAACACGUCCCGUACCCAGUUGAGAAGCCAGUGCCUUACCCAGUCAAGGUGCCAGUCGACCGCCCAUACCCGGUAACAGUCGAGAAGCACAUACCGUAUCCAGUGGAUAAGCCCGUCCCGUACCCGGUCGUCAAGCACGUCCCUUACCCGGUUAAAGUUCCUGUGAAAGUUGAAGUCCCCGUACCGUACCCGGUCAAGAGUCACGAUGACCAUUACGAACAUCACGACGACCACCACAGCAGCUAUUAACUGGACGGAUACAGAAUUGAUAAGCAUUUAUCGCAUCAAAACGGUCUUAUGAAACCGGAAAAUGGUUACCACUAAUUUGUUAAGUACUUUUUUAUUUUUUAUUUUUUACUUUGUAAAUAUUAAAAUAUUUUUAUAAUAUAAAUAUACUUCCUAUGUUAUUUAUCUUUAAACAAAAUUAAUUUUAAUUAUAUAACGGAAUUAAAAAAAAAAAUCUCUCAACUUUGACUGUUACCGACUAAGAUCUUUUUUUUAUGACCUUAAAUUAACUUUUAUUUUUGUAUAUAUUAAACUUUUACCCCCAACCCCCUGUCAACCUGUACCAUAAUCAGCUAUAUUCUCCUCUUUAUAUAGCGACGGGAAAAAAAAGCUAUACAAAGGAAACUGUCGAGGGACGACGACAAUAUUAUAUGAAAUGAUGUAUAAUGCAGUAUGAAUAAAGUUUAUUUUCUUUGA
Messenger RNA from Aphis gossypii (cotton aphid), 1431 nucleotides. Its product is annotated as tetra-peptide repeat homeobox protein 1-like. The coding region runs from base 136 to 978 and encodes 280 amino acids. NCBI's taxonomy places the organism in Eukaryota, Metazoa, Arthropoda, Insecta, Hemiptera, Aphididae. The transcript has a single exon. The record is from RefSeq and is a predicted model, not a curated record.